UCAAUAAAAUGGAUCAGUUCAUACAUGAAGACGAAAGGGGAAAAACCUUCAAUGAUAAGGGGGAUGAAGUGACGGUUCUACAGAUGGAGGUGGAUGAUCCAGAUUAUCCCAUUACGAAGCCCCCAGAAAAACCUCACAAAACUGCUAAAGAAAGGGUAAAGAAGGAGGAGCCCACAAGAGAAGAUGAGCCUAUUGUAAGUAAGAGAACAUAUCGAACUUAUAGAAGUGCAGAGAUGGACCGCUUCUUUUCUCUCGUACAUGAUAAGGGCUUGUCCGUUCGUGCAGCUGCUAGACAGCUAAAAAUGCCUGCUAGUACAGCCGACUACUGGUACAAAAAAAGUCUUGAGAAUCCAGAUGAGCUUGUUUGCAAAAGAAACGAGGGUGGUGGAAGGCCUGUGGGCAGACCUCCUGUAUUAAUAGACGCCCACCGCAAUUUUUUCAUUGACUUGGUUGACAAGGAUGACACAGGAAUGAGCCUUGAUCAAAUGAUGGACACUUUGACCAAGCGAUUUGAUGGGCUUGAGAUUAAAAAGUCUGCCUUCCAUAUCUUUGUGAAGGAAAAGUGUCGAAUAAGCUGUAAAAAGUUUUAUUACUACCCUGAAGAUCGAAACUGCCUUGGUAAGAUUGAAGAGAGAUGAAAUUGGGUCAAAGAUCUUUUAGAUAAUACUGAAAUUGAUUAUCAGUCCAAUUGUGUCUUCAUUGACGAAGCAGCAUUUCACAUCAAUCUGAAACACUGCUUUUCUUGGUCUAAAGUUGGUACUCGCGCUGUUGUGAAGACACCAAAAACCAAGCCCAAGAUGACGACAAUAUUAGGGGCUAUCUCUCCCUAUGGAGUUGUAAACGGUAAAGGUUAGAAUACCUAAAGUAGCAACAGCCACCUCUAAAAAAGAAAGCUUGAAAAUGAUAGAGAAGAAAAGAAGAAAAGCACUGUUGGCAUUGUUACAGGACAUUAUUUUAACUUCGUCGCUAGUACUGUUGAUAUUUUAGGCCAAUAUGAGGAAUUCAAAGGAUGUUAUUUGGUUAUGGAUAACGUCCCAAUUCACAAAAAAUGUAGAUAUAAAAAAUUAUAUCGAAAGCCGUGGUUACUUUUGUGUGUAC
Gilbertella persicaria is the source of this 1098-nucleotide messenger RNA. RefSeq lists its product as uncharacterized. Bases 9 to 638 code for a protein of 209 amino acids. The transcript has a single exon. Lineage: Eukaryota; Fungi; Mucoromycota; Mucoromycetes; Mucorales; Choanephoraceae. The record is from RefSeq and is a predicted model, not a curated record.